This is a messenger RNA of Necator americanus (New World hookworm), 2424 nucleotides long. RefSeq lists its product as uncharacterized. The coding region runs from base 1 to 2424 and encodes 807 amino acids. The record is from RefSeq and is a predicted model, not a curated record. The transcript has a single exon. Lineage: Eukaryota; Metazoa; Nematoda; Chromadorea; Rhabditida; Ancylostomatidae.
AUGGCAGGGUCAACCCUUUUAACGCCUGAAGAGCAGCGCAAGCGGGAGAUGAGGACUCUUAAACUUCAGUUCGGCUACGUUCUGGCGAGGAACAUUCCUCAGUCAGAUAUCCGAAAAUCUAGAGCUGUUUGGGACGUCGCGUUCGACUCUGACCACCGUCCAGUUCUUCUCAGCUUCAAGAUACGGUUCCACAAGAGAAACCGAGGAGUUCCUCUUCAACCGAAAAUCGACAUGGCAGGUCUGAAAGACGAUGAAUGCAGAAGAAAAUUCCGCCAACGUGUGUCUAUUCAUGUUGGAGUACGGACCAGGAAGAAGCUUAGCGAUGCGGAUUCCUUCACAAAGUGCAUCCAGGACGCUGCAAGGGAAACGCUCCCGGUUCUGUUGCCGCGGAAGAAGUUUGCCUUUGCAUCUGCGGAAACAAAAUCCACAUACAAUUCUGUAUGUGUCGCGCACAGCGCUGGUGACUUCAACCAGGAAAAGCGUCUUAGAAGGAAGCUGCGUCGUCAACUGCAACAAGACCGCGAUAACGAGUGGACGUCAAGAGCGAUGGAGUUUGAGAAGGCGUGGGAGGACAGGAACCUGCGGAAAGCCUACGCUCUACUAAAACAGUAUAGCGGCAAAAUGAAAAGAUGUUCCCAUGUCCUCAGCACUGCUAAUAAGGUAGCUGUCGGUAAAGCAACUUUUCCAAUUUGGAAGGAACACUUCAAGACCUUGCUGAACUGGCUAGCACCGUCAGCUCCUGAACUCGAACACGUUCAUAGACCGACAUAUGCGGUUAACGAGGAGCCACCGACCGAGUUGGAGGUCCUGGUCUGUAUUCAGAAAAUGAAGGAUGGAAAAUCUGGUGGAGACGACGGGAUUAGCGCAAAAAUGCUAAAAUAUCUUCCUCCGUCUGGGAUUCGUGAGAUGACAAAGAUCAUCCGUUCAAUAUGGAUAAACGAAAGGUUACCUGAUUCGUGGAGACACGCUAUCAUAAUUCCCCUCCACAAAAAGUUAUCCGUCAUGGACCCAAGGAAUUAUCGAGGAAUCUCUUUGCUGCGUGUUAUGUACAAGGUACUGCAGCGCAUUAUCCUGGACCGACUCAUUAAACAUCGCGAAGAAACAACGCGCGACGAGCAAGCUGGCUUUCGUCCUGGCCGAUCUACGACUGACCAGGUGUUCAUCGUCAGGAGAGUGAUCGAAAUCUGGCAGCAGUAUUCGAAGCCAAUGCAACUAGCGUUUCUGGACUUUGAAGCCGCGUUCGACUCUCCUCACCGAGGCCGUCUUCUCAACGCACUUCGCGCCGAUGGAGUACCAGGAAAGUUCGUUCGCUUGCUUGAUGACAUGAAUCAACGAACAAUUGCUGCAGUUCGAACACCAGCCGGAUGUACAGCACCGUCUGAAGUGGUAACUGGAGUAAGACAAGGGGCGGUGGCAGGACCCUUCAUGUUCAAUUUCGCCAUCGACGACAAUAUGCGAAGAACAGUCGACCAGUGUCCUGCCGACAUUGUCUUAGCACCAUCAGGGUGCCCCUUGACUGACCUCGAGUACGCCGACGAUGUUGUUAUAUUCGCGGAAAUCAGUACUAAACUUCAACAUGUUGACAACCUUGUAUCGAAGCUGGCUGCAGCCUACGGACUACGCCUACGCCCUGAUAAAUGCAAGCAGAUGUGGAUCUCUUCAAGACCUCGAACGGGAAUCAGGGUGGACGGACAACCGAUAAAACUCGUCGAUGAGUUCUGUUACCUGGGCUGUAUGCUGAAGAACAACGGCAGCUACGAGAGAGAUGUUCAGCAAAGAUGCGCUAAGGCCGCUUUUGCAUUUAACUCCUUAACGAAAUGUCUGUGGUCGACCCCCAUCACCAACGAAGUCAAGCUGCGAGUCUACCUAUCCGCAAUUCGUCCCAUCAUGAUGUACGGAUCGGAGACUUGGGCAGCACCAUCAACGGUUAUGGAGAGGCUUGACUGCACGGAACGAAAGCUGCUUAGACGGCUACUUGGCUACUUUUGGCUUAGGGUAUGCCACAAUGAAGAUCUUUACGCAGAAAUUGAUGUGGUUUACCGGCGGAUGACACGUGGAAGAUAUCAACAUCUUGCACCGCCUUCGAAAGCGGCUAAAGUAAAUCGUCUUCGCUUCUUUGGUCAUAUAUUAAGGAGACCGGCAGAUCGCCUUGUCCAACGAGUUCUGAAAAUUUCGUCGGGUUCGAGCUGGAAGAAGCCACCUGGCCGAGAACGGAAGUUCUGGACUGAGGUAGUAAAAGAGGACCUGAGGACACUCGGCGUGGAUAGGCAGUUCAGGCGAGACGUAAGGUUUCGCAGAACAUGGAAUAAUGACGAAUGGAUUGAUUCUGUGCAAGCUCUCGCAGAAGAUCGAGAAGGUUGGGCAGAGCUGUGUUUAAGGACGGCACACCUCGGCGAAGAUGCGGGUAAUCGCGUCAGGCGAUGA